Molecule: messenger RNA, 3751 nt
Organism: Paecilomyces variotii
Lineage: Eukaryota; Fungi; Ascomycota; Eurotiomycetes; Eurotiales; Thermoascaceae
Product: fumarylacetoacetate hydrolase
Exons: 11
Coding region: 53-3277 (1074 amino acids)
Molecular function (GO): hydrolase activity, acting on carbon-nitrogen (but not peptide) bonds
Source: RefSeq, a predicted model, not a curated record
CUAUCUUCCUACAAAGCUGGGUUUCAUUGCCUAUCCAUUCGUCGAAAUACCCAUGGCAUCCAGCAUCACAAUGUCGUCUCUGCCUAAUGGCACACAUGUCAACGGCACCUCAAAGCCACUGCAUCCAGGAAGAAGCAUGGCAGAUUGGGGGUCUCCACUUCCCACACGCAAGCUUUCUCCCCAUGAAGACGUCAAAUUUUCCGCUGAAUUGCAGCCUCGCGCUCAUCGUAUGGUUGAAACACCACAUGACUCGAAGAUACUGUUCCUAAAUGUUAAAAUCCUUGAUUCAACUGGAGCCGACCCCUACACUGGCGACGUUUAUGUUCAAGGAGAGCGCAUUCGCUAUGUUGGAACUGUUCCUGAAGUUGAAAAGUUACAGAAUGAUCCCAGUGUCGGAGUUAUUCAAGGUAACGGCCGGACAUUGAUGUCUGGCCUGGGGGAUGCUCACACUCACUUGACGUGGAAUGGGUCUGCUCUUGACAAUUUAGGGGAGAUCGGCGUGGAGGAACAUACCAUCACGACUGCUCGGUCAGCCAUGACGUAUUUAGAUUCGGGGUACACCAUGUGUUACGGUGCCGCUUCAGCAAAGGACCGCCUGGACUGCGUUAUCCGCGACGCCAUCAAUCAAGGAAGCAUCCCAGGUCCUCGUUACCUGGCCAAUGGAAAAGAGAUUGCUCGAAGAGGGGGAGAACUCACUCCAGGAAUUACUGCUUUUGCAGAUGGCCCUCUGGAGAUGCGCGAAGUUAUCCGGCAUCAUGCUAAGCUUGGCGUGGAUCAAAUAAAAUUGAGCAUGUCGGGAGAAGAGAUUUUGGAGGCUCGCGCCGCUGAAGAAUGCUUCUUCGACGAACUUGAGACAGCUGCAUGCGUUGAUGAGGCACACCGUCGCGGACUACGAGUUUGUUCUCACGCCCGAGCUCGAGAUUCGAUUGCUCAGUGCGUAAAAUAUGGCGUGGACAUAAUUUAUCACGGCAGCUACAUUGACGAGCCUACCAUGGACGAGUUGGAGAAGAAUAAGAAGCAUCAUGUCGUUGCUCCUGCCCUUAAUUGGCUUUAUGCGACAACCUAUGAAGCUGGCCCUUUUGGUUACUCAUUCGACAAAGCUGAAAAAGCUGGCUAUAAGAAAGAGUUGGACAUUGCUAUCAGGGCAUGCAAAGAAAUGCACGAGAGAGGAAUUACUGUUCUCCCAGGAGGAGAUUAUGGUUUUGCUUGGACGCCUCAUGGUACUUAUGCGCGAGACCUGGAACACUUCGUCAAGUUGCUCGAUUUUACUCCGAUGGAAGCAAUCAUCGCAGCCACCGCUGGAGUUGGUAAGCUCUUCAUGCAAGAGCAUGAGUUGGGAAAAAUUCAGCCUGGCUUUUAUGCAGACAUGAUCCUCGUUGAUGGCAAUCCUUUGGAGGAUAUUACCAUCUUUCAGGACCACACAAAACUAAAUGUCAUCAUGAUAAAUGGCAGAAUCCACAAAGCCUCUCCCAAAGACUUCAGUUUUCAGAGCUCUCCCUCCCGUGCACCCGAGCCGACUUCAAAGCCGAAGAAGAAAUUCCACAACUAUGUUGCCUACCUUGAUGAGCAGAAACGUGCUCGUGUUGGCCACUUGGACAUUGACAGCUCUAUGAUUACGCCUUUGGUGAUGCUUUCUGGGGCUCCGGUCACCUCUCUUUACGAGGUGAUUGAAUUAGAGAAUGCCGUUGUCGAGUAUGGUGACAAGCUGCCUAUUUCCAGCGUCACUAUAAGAGCUCCUAUUAGCGACCGAGAUAUCCUGGCCGUUGGUAAGAAUUAUUUUGACCAUGCUAUCGAGUUCAACCGCAGCGGAUACGACUCUAGCGACAAGACCGAUCAGCCCACUCAUCCGGUCAUCUUCACAAAGCGAUCUACGAGUAUCGUUGCUCACGGGGACCCAAUUUUCCCACAUCCCGGAUUCACUGGUACUCUAGACUAUGAGGGCGAGAUUGGUGUUAUCAUCGGCAAACCCGGGUUUCAAGUUAAAGAAAAGGAUGCCAUGGACUAUGUGUGGGGAUUUACAAUUAUCAACGACGUGACAGCUCGUGAAAAGCAGAGAGACCACAAGCAGUUUUAUAUUGGAAAGUCACCAGAUACAUUCUGUCCUAUGGGCCCGGUUGCAGUUCCAGCAAGCGACCUCCCCAAUACCCUUCGAAUACAAACCUUCGUCAAUGGAGAAAAGCGCCAGGAAGCUACAACAGAUGACCUCAUUUUCUCUGUUGCAAAACUCGUCAAAACGAUAUCCGAAUCAAGCACCAUUCGACCCGGAGAUAUCAUCGCUACUGGCACUCCUGCUGGGGUCGGAUUUGGCCAGAACCCUCCUAAGUUCCUCAAGCCCGGAGACAAAGUUGAAGUAUCCGUCACCGGACUUGGCUGUCUUCAAAACACCAUUGGGAGUCCUACGUCAGAGAACGCUGUUGUCAAACAAGUUUCUUUGCAAACCCACCUUGCCACACUCAACCUUGAGAAUACAGUCGGUGGAUCAGGACUGACGAAGCUUGGUAAGAAGCAAGUUAACGUCCACAAGAUUGGAAACGGCCCAAAGGUUGCAGUCUUCGUUCAUGGUCUUGGUGCAUCAAGCGAAUACUUCACACCCAUUAUCAAACACGUGGGCUUUGAAGACCGUUACACAAGCUACAUAUAUGAUCUCGAAGGCCAUGGAUUAACGCCCUCAAAUAUUGCAUCGGUUGUCAACCUUGAUAGCUUUGCUGAGGAUCUGGCUAAUGUCGUCGACUUUACCGGAGCCACAACUGUUACUGUUUUCGCUCAUUCUCUGGGUUGCCUGAUAGCGAUGGCUUUCGCCGCUCGCAACUGCGGCAAGAUUGACCGAAUGAUCCUAAUGGGACCACCCCCCUGCCCUCUGCCAGAACAAAGUAAAGUCGCUAUGACAAAGCGCGCAGCUGCGGUUCGAGAGAAAGGCAUGAUGGGCUCCGGAACCGCUGAUGCUGUCGGUAAUGCCGGGACAUCUAGCACUACUAAGAUAUAUCAGCCUGUUGCUUACGCAGCUGUUCGCGCGUCUCUUCUAGCAACUCAUCCAGAGGGUUAUGCCAAGGCCUGCAUGGCACUCGCUGGAAUUUCCUCGUCGAUAGAACUUGAAAGACUCACAAUGCCCAUCCUACUCAUGACAGGUGAUGAAGACAAAACAUCACCAGUUGCAGUGGUGAAAAAUCUUCAUGAGAAGCUUCCGGGAUCACAUAUGGAAGUCCUUCCUUGCACUGGGCAUUGGCAUGUCUAUGAAAAUGCAGACGCUGUAAAUCGACACAUCAGGACCUUCGCUUGACUAGAGGAUAGUCAGGCUGAGCCCCUUUUCGCAGAGUCUGAGAAAUAUCAAGACUCGAGGCAGCCGAGUAGCUCAAAGCCUGACAGUGAUAGAAGUCUCUUGAACACACUUUCUUUCAUUGUACUGAUUUCCCUUUGCCUUGUCCUGCCUGUUUUCUUCUUUUGCCUCGUUUUCUUCUAACCAUGUCAUUUAUCUCGUCUAUCCCUUUUCAGUUCCAGGAAUUCCUCGUUCUUCAUGUCUUAAAAUGCGCUCGCCAUCGUCUUGUUCUUGUUGUUGUUAUUUGAAAUGAUCCAACUAUUCUAUAGGACCAACCUAUAGAAUUUCAAGCGUUCUUCCAGCUUUGUUCAUCACUUUAAGGUCAAGGGUGAACUAAGGCGCUAAGACAUGGAAUAAUAAGAUAUUUGAUUGACUAUCUUCUCAACUGUUCAAUGAAGACAGUAGUUUCGAGAAACAGUAGCUCGGAAGUUAUAAGGA